AUGGCUGACGCAGGCUUUUAUCGUGGUACAAGUAGUGAGCAAGAUAGUCGCUUCACCGAUAAGGAACGCAAGUUACUGAAGCAAAUGCGUUUCGAGGAAGCAUUGGACGAAAAGAUCUGCAUGGAUCGAGUGAAUCUGGAUGUGCUCAAACCGUGGAUUACUGCCAAGUUGAAUGACAUUUUGGGCAUAGAAGACGAUGUUGUCAUUGAAUAUGUAUUCAGUCAACUGGAGGAGAAAUCGUUGAAUCCGAAAGUGAUGCAGAUUAAUUUAACUGGCUUUCUCAAUGCUCGACGAGCACGGGAAUUUAUGGGUGAAUUAUGGAGUAUGUUAAUUGAAGCACAAAGCAGCGAUGAUGGUAUUCCAACAUCGCUAGUAGAAAAAAAGAUGAAGGAAAUACAAGAGAAGGCAAAAAAUACAACUGUUUCGUCUUCCAAUGGUGCGGCUGCUGAAGUUGCUGGAUCAGAUUGGAAGAAUCGGUAUGAUUCUUUGACUGGUGGGCGUUACGGUAACCGAGAGAGCAGAUCUAUUACUGAAAGUGAACGGGGCAGAAAGGAUGACGAUCGCCACAGAACUCACCGGGAUAAUAAUCGAGAUCGAGAAAAUGAUAAAAGUGGAGAAAGUGGCCGCGUGAAGGAAGAUGGAAUUGAAAGAAAGCGUGGUGAAGAAAAACAGUUCAAGGAUGAAAAGUUGAGAUCACAUAGCCGAUCUCCCACUCGUCGACAUUUUCAUGAUGAGCGAACGGAAAGGAAAAAGGAACGUUAUCGUUCUCCUAAUAGAUCUCCACCGCGUCGAAAAUUUACAGAACGGAAGGAAGAAACUCGAAGACGAAGUCGAAGUAAUGAGCGUCGUAGAAGGAAGCGGUCAAUAUCAGUGGAUCUUGUGGAUGAGAAACAAAGCAGUUCCAGAAAAAAGAAGAAGAAGCAUUCAAAAAAGCGUGCUAGUGAUUCGGAUUCAGAACGAGCAAAGAGAAGGAAGAAGCACAAGAAAGAGAAAAAGCGUAAAAAGCAUAACAGUUCGGAUUCCGAUUGA
Molecule: messenger RNA, 1029 nt
Organism: Brugia malayi
Lineage: Eukaryota; Metazoa; Nematoda; Chromadorea; Rhabditida; Onchocercidae
Gene: Bma-rsr-1
Product: PWI domain containing protein
Exons: 8
Coding region: 1-1029 (342 amino acids)
Biological process (GO): mRNA processing; regulation of mRNA splicing, via spliceosome
Cellular component (GO): spliceosomal complex
Molecular function (GO): RNA binding
Source: RefSeq, a predicted model, not a curated record